UGUUGAGAAAUACAGGGGUGGAUAACUCAUAAAACCUCAGUUGAUCAAAAUCCUCUGGCAGAGCAGAAAAAGAAAUAGAAUCUGCACAAUGAAGCUCCAUACAGCUUCAGUACUGCUCCUGAUCUUGACUUUGGAAUCUGGGUGCUCAGCACAAAACAGAUUCUUCAUCUCAGCCCCCAAUGUGUUUCAUGUGGGGGUUAAGGAGAGAGUGUUAGUCCAGAUGGGAGAGCCUUAUUCCACCAGUGUCACUCUCUACCUGCAACAUGAGACUGAAAAUACUGUUGUGUCUAAUAAGGAAACUGUUAACUGUGCUGGCGAACAAGACAUCAAAACAGUUGAGCUCACGAUAAACAGGGAAAUUAUGUCAAGAAUGCGACCUCAAAAACAUCACCCCCCUUACCUUAUGCUAGUGGCGGAGAGCCCAUCCUUCAGAGGCAGGAAGUUAACAAGGGUCCUGGUAUCAAAACACAGGGGGUAUAUCUUUAUUCAGACUGAUCAGCCAAUCUACAACCCAACACAGAAAGUGAAUUACAGGAUAUUCACUCUAGACCACACAUUCAGGCCUCAUGAGGAAGUGUUCCAGAUAACAGUAUAUAAUGCUGUUGGAAACAAAAUAAUGAGAUCUCUUAAGACUGGAAAGGGAGGGAUACUCAAAGGCAUAUUCCCUAUACCUGAUGUUUCUAAACCAGGCACAUGGAAGAUUACAGCUCACUAUGAAGAUGAUGAAACAAAUGCUGCUUCUCGAGAGUUCAGAGUCCAAAAAUUUGUUUUACCAAGCUUUGAGGUGAGCAUUGGGUUGGAGCAGAACUAUAUUUUGCUGAAUGAUGAAAAUUUUGAGUUCACCAUCUCAGCCAGGUAUUCACAUGGUGAAAAAGUUAGAGGGGCUUACCACUGCCAAUUUGGAAUGGUAAAAAAAGAGAGAACCCAAGGUCAAAGAGUAAAGCCUGAAUUUAUCAGGGGAUUGGAGCUGACUGGUACGGUCCAGGAGGGAAGUGCAAAAGUUUCUCACCUUACAGCAACAAUAAAUGAUCGACUCCAAGACCAGCUAAACAAAACCCUCUCUGAUUUACAGCAAAGUGGAGGACAACUCUAUCUGGGAGUCUUUGUCACCAACAUACAAAGUGGUGAAAUUCAAGAGGCAGAGGUUUAUCUUCCUGUCCUCUCCCACAAAUACACCAUGGAUCUCUCUCGAACUCGCUCAUACUUCCUUCCUGGAUAUCCACUAGAUGUGGUGGUGGUCAUGCGUCUCCCAGAUGGCUCUCCUGCAGCUGGUGUGUCAGUGAAUAUUGAUGUACCAGGAUCUUCAGAGCAAUCCUUGCAAAGCCUUACUGACCAGGAGGGGGCAGUGUUUCAUAGCUUUAAUAUUGACACUACAGCUCAGAUUACUGUUCAAGUGACCGCAGAUGGCCUGCGAGAGAGGAAAAUAAUUAAGCGUGCUUCAUCUCCGAGUAACAGCUAUCUUUAUUUAAGUUUUACCCACAAGGUGUACUCUGUAAAUGAUCUACUUGCAGUAACAUACAACACCAUGAAUGGCCCAAGUAAUGGAUUUAUAUACUACAUGGUCCUAAGUCGUGGGACCAUAAUAAAACAUGGCUCGCUCCCAUUUGGCAGUUCAGUUAAACAAAACCUGCAAAUAACACCUGAUAUGGUUCCAUCCUUCCGCCUGAUUGGCUACUUCUACAACCAGCGUGGUGACAUCAUUUCUGACUCUGUGUGGGUAGAUGUCAGGGAUGAAUGUGAGAUAAAGGUCGAGGUUGAACGAAAAGGACCUUUUAAACCUGGAAGGCAGUCAGUACUAGAAUUUAAUUUACAUGGUCAGAGAGCCAAAGUGGCUUUGCUUGCUGUGGAUAAGGCCAUCUACGCACUCAAUGCUGAUAAUAAACUCACAGGCAAACAGGUGUUUUCUGCUAUGCAAUCAUAUGACCUUGGUUGCUCAUACAGUGGAGGAGGAUCUGAUACAACAUCUGUGCUAAGAGAUGCCGGCCUGGCUUUUGUAUCUCAGUCCCAGUCAGAGUACAGAAGGGAUUUUGGCUGUGACUCACAAUCUGCACGACAGAGACGCUCUGUGGACCUUCAACAGGAAAUGAUGACCCUAAAAUCUAACUUUACUGAUGAAAAACUUCAAGAGUGCUGUGGUCAUGGGUUUUCUCGCAUCCCUAUGACACUAACAUGUCAGGAAAGAGCAAACAGGGUCGCUUUGGUGCAACGGAAUCAAGACUGUGCUGAUGCCUUUUUAAAAUGCUGCCUUGAAGGAGAACGUCUGAGACAAAAAAAGAUGCAAGAGGAUGCCCAGAAAGGACUUGGCCGGACUGCAAGCACAGCUGACAUUGAACAGUUCCUCAUGGACUCUGCUUCUCAGUACAUUCGACGAUUUUUCCCUCCAAGCUUUGCAUUCACAGAAUUUGAUAUAAAUAACAAACAAAGAUAUUCUUUGAGUCUACCUGAUUCCAUCACCACAUGGGAAAUUCAGGUCAUCACAUUAUCUGCAGCCAGUGGUUUCUGUGUAGUUAAGCCGACCGAGGUCAGAGCAUUUAAGAGGACAUUUGUGUCUCUGAGGCUGCCUUACUCAGUCAAGAAAUAUGAGCAAAUAUCCAUUUCACCUGUUAUCUACAACUAUGGCCAUGAAGACCUAAAGGUGGCGGUUCAUAUGGAACAAACUGAAGGACUUUGCUCCCCCGGCUCAGCCACCACUGCAGCUUUUGUUAACAUUACUGUGGAGCCAGAGUCCUCCCAGUUUGUCUCUUUCUCUGCUGUCCCCAUGGUAAUCGGCUCAAUACCAAUCAAAAUACGUCUCUAUGAUAUAGAGAAUGAGAUGGGAACAGAUGCAGUUGAAAAGACUUUGAAUGUGUGGGAGGAAGGAUUAGAACAGAGAGUAGAGGAAACCCUACUGAUUAAGUUAGAUGGGAGAAGCACUAUAACUAUUGAUGGAACUUUACCAGAUGAAAUAAUCCCUGACUCCAGCUCCAAUAUUUUCAUUUCAUUGGAAGAGAAUGGAUUUUCUUCACAAGCAAAGAACCUUCUAUCUCUAGAGAAGGUUUAUCAACUGAUCGUGUUGCCUGGUGGAUGUUUAGAACAGACAAUGUCAGGACUUGUCCCAACAGCUUCAGCCCUUCGCUACCUCGAUCUAAGUGAGCAAUGGUUUAACUUGCCUCCUGGUGCCAGAGAUGAUGCUCUUGAUAAAGCUGAGAGAGGUUACAUGAGGAUUUUAGAUCACAAGAAAUCCAAUGGAGCUUAUGGAACAUUUUCUUCAGUGCGAUCUAGUAAUUGGGUGACUGCCUAUGUAUUGAAAGUGCUGUCAUGGGUGGCGGAACGUCAGACAGUGACUUUUGGAGAGAGAGCCCGGACAACUAGAGUUGUACCAUCAGAACAGAUUGCGGACACAGUCAGUUAUUUGGUCUCAAUACAAAAGUCCGACGGUUCAUUCAGUGACCCACAACCUGUGUUACACAGACACGUCCUGAAAGGCAAAGACCAAGAGGCAUACAUGACGGCUUUCAUAACUCUUUCACUGCACCGGUCUCUUCGAUUCCUGAAACUCGAAGCACGAAACAAUGCGGAAGCAAGCAUUUUAAGAUCAACAACGUAUCUCACGUCAAACGUAGAGGAGCUUCAGCAUCCCUACGCUGUUGCCAUUACAGCCUACUGCCUCGCAGUUUGUCUGCCAGAGGGAACAGAUCUUUCAUCUGUCUGGACAAAACUUCAAGGAAUGGCUACUGAAGGCAUGGAUGGCUGUUAUAUGUGGACUGGUAACAGUGCACAGACUCAAAGGAGGGCAGAUGCCAUCACAAUAGAGACUACAGCCUAUGCCCUCCUAACUGCAGUGGCACUCAAGAAAACUGAGUGGGCAGACAAAGCAGCCUGCUGGUUAGUCACCCAAGAAAACUAUGCUGGAGGCUUCAUAUCAACACAGGAUACUGUCAUGGCACUGGAAGCCCUCGCUGAGUAUGAGCUAAAGAGGUCCACCAGACCCGAGGCCAAUUUAUUAGCAGAGUUCACAGUCCCUGGAAGAGGAGACAUUGUAAAGCUUUCACUGCAAAAAAAGGAGAAGGUGGAAACUGACUUGAAGAAAUUUGCAGGGAAAAACAUUGUUGUGCAAUUGUCAGGGAAAGGAGAUGCCAAACUAAAAUUUGCAAAGGCUUACCACGUACUGGAUCCCAAGGAUGACUGUGCCAAACUGUCUAUCAGUGUCACAGUGGAGGGGAAAGUGAAGUACACUGCUAAGAUCAUAGAAACUUAUGAAUACUAUGACGACUAUGAUAACAAUGAGGAUGAGGAUAAAGAGACAAGAAUGAAGCGAUCAGCGAUUGAAUGGUGGGAUGCUCACACCCGAAGCAGGAGAGACCUUGAUAACAACCCAAAUCCAGACGGGACUGUCACCUACAGAGUCUGUGUCAGUCAUAGCCUGUACCACAAUCUCUCAGGAAUGGCCAUUGCUGACAUCACACUACUGAGUGGAUUUGAGGCUGAUACUGAGGACCUAGACAGGCUAAAAGAAAUACCUGAGCAAUACAUUUCCCAUUAUGAAGUCUCCUAUGGAAGGGUGCUACUCUACUUCAAUGAGCUUUACACACCAGAGGAGUGUAUUAGAUUCGAUGCUAUACAGAGAGUGCCAAUUGGCCUUCUGCAGCCUGCUCCGGCCGUGUUCUAUGACUAUUAUGAACCAAACCAAAAGUGUACUGUGUUCUACUCUGCUCCCCAAAGAAGCAAGCUGGUCUCCAAACUGUGUUCAGAGGAUGUGUGCCAGUGUGCAGAAAGACCCUGUCAUAGACUAAAAAUGACAUUCAAAUCAGAAAGAAAUCGACCACUGACACAGGAUGACCGUGUACAGCAUGCUUGCUUCUUCCCUACAGUGGAUUAUGCAUACAUGAUUGAAGUUCUUAAUGUUUCUAUGAGGAGCAACUUUGAGCUAUACAAAACUAAAGUGAUCCAAGUACUCAGAUCAAAUGCAGAUAUGUUCGUGACUGAAAACUCUGUUCGAGUGUUUGCUAAGAGGCGUCAGUGUAAAGGAGGGUUGGACCUGGGAAAGCAGUAUCUCAUCAUGGGCAAAGAUGGCUCCACAACUGACUCAGACGGAGCGAUGCAGUAUCUGUUGGAAUCAAACACCUGGGUUGAAAAGAAGCCUCAGCAUUGCAGAAAGUCUGCCCAUCAAGCUGCAUGCAAAGGGUUCAGAGAAUUCAAUAAGGAGUACAAGUUGAAUGGAUGCAAACAGUGAACUGCCAAACAAGUUUGUCAGUUAUAAUACAUUUCCAUGAGUUGUACAGUCAGCAUGAAUGCUGAGAGCUCUUCUCUUAUAUCUACUAUUAUAAUCUGUUUCAUGGAAGCAUAGUAUAAAAGCAUCCAUACUUACUGACACAUUAUUGCUCGCCUUAAUCAGACAGCAGGUGGACGAGUGAUUCAGCCUCCAGCAUCUGAAAAUGAACUACUUGAGUGUAAUCAUUUCUUUAUGUGCAUCUACCAGUGUUUAAAUAAAAAAACACACUUCAGAAGGUU
Messenger RNA from Lates calcarifer (barramundi perch), 5490 nucleotides. RefSeq names its product complement 4B (Chido blood group) (gene c4b). The record is from RefSeq and is a predicted model, not a curated record. The transcript has 41 exons. Gene Ontology annotation, molecular function: endopeptidase inhibitor activity; protein binding. Gene Ontology annotation, cellular component: extracellular region. The coding region runs from base 89 to 5212 and encodes 1707 amino acids. Gene Ontology annotation, biological process: complement activation. NCBI's taxonomy places the organism in Eukaryota, Metazoa, Chordata, Actinopteri, Centropomidae.